AUGGCAUCCCUUGACCUCAAACUAGAGGGCUUCACGGGAACUCCUGGCCAGGAGGCCAAGAAAUCUUCCUCGAUAAUUUCCACCCUGAAUUCAAAGUUCAGCCACGGGACCCCAGCAUACAAGGCUACCGGGACAUCGGCCUUUUCCAUCGACAAAGUCUUCGUUAUCUUGCGGGAUCUUCUGCAGCCUGACACCACCUUGUCCCUUGAGUCUGCUGCCGAGUCAGUUCUAGCCCUUCUGCCGGAAAAGGCUCCCUUGUCAACUGAGAUUUGGUCCUUCGGUGAGGUGUGCUUUGAACUUUCUGAGCAGAUCCCAUACCAUCAUCCAUCCCAACUAAAACUAGCUCGGCUUCUGGAAUACAUCGGCCGUUCGACAAAGGUGAACGAUAAGAUGACUUCGAAGGGCAAGGCGGAUGUUUAUAAUCGUUACCAACGGCUUGGAGAAAGUAAAAGGGAUUGGUACAAUGGUCCCGAGCCUGAGCGCCCAGACGCAUGGGUGAACUACAACGCAUUUCUAGCCAACCUCCAAGAAUGCCGGGUCUGGAACACGGAUCCAACAUAUGCUAUAUGGACACUUCGUGAUGCUCUCGAGACAAACCAGGACGAAGACGCUAUUCGCGACUGUAAUGUAUUGGCUGCAGCGCAGUGGAUCUUGUGGAACGGACAGAGUCUAUUUAAGCAGAUCUUAUUCUCUGGCGACGUCUCGUCCGACGACUUGCGAACUUGGAACUCGGGACCGCUGUAUGACGGCAAAGGAAUGCUUUCUCUUCACAGGUGGCACUUUUGGAGGGAGAGGUUUCGGGCUGUUUCCAUAGAAGAUGGAGUUAGUGAUGAGUGUAAAAGUGUGGCUGGGAGAGCUGCGGACUUGAUGGUUUCGAUAGAGAGUAAUUUGACGUUUUAG
This is a messenger RNA of Amorphotheca resinae ATCC 22711, 900 nucleotides long. RefSeq lists its product as hypothetical. Bases 1 to 900 code for a protein of 299 amino acids. The record is from RefSeq and is a predicted model, not a curated record. Lineage: Eukaryota; Fungi; Ascomycota; Leotiomycetes; Helotiales; Amorphothecaceae. The transcript has 3 exons.